CGCUGCGUAUCAGUGUUUGACUUGACGCAGCUUUUUGACGUUGACAGCGGUUUGGUGGAAACGAGACGCGCAGGUUGCGGCCGCACGGUGCCGACACGGAGACACCCUAACCCCGCACAGCCACCACCCACCAGCCGCUACGGCCGGAGGAAGCCUCGGUGUGUUUCACUCCAGUUCAGCCCGAUCGACGACGGUCAGGAUGAAGAUUUCUUUUCGUCCUGACUUGACUCCGUGAACGAGGCUGAACUUCCCCGAUCCUGCUCCCUCGGUGCGGCGGUGCGGUGGAUUCCCCCCGGAUUUAACCGGGGCCACAGCGGCCGGUUUCGCCGAACACUAGACCACGGAACAUCAGACAACAAGUGACCGUGGGGAGUAAGAGGGAGAGCCCGCAGAUGAGCAGUGACACAGCCGAACGGUGGAGAUGAGUUGAUCGAGAAACCAGCCGUGAUCAACUCGGUGGAAAGUUGUUGGAAAAACGGCGCAGUGAAGCGAACUAACGCUAAAAGUGAUUUUUCUUGGAGCGGGACACGUUUAAGUCGAGGUCUAAACUUUCUCUCCUUGCAGAAAUCGGACUAACAAAUCAUAGCAUCAUGUGCGAAGUGUCCAUGGAGCAGCAGGAGGAGGAGCGGGAGAUCUCGGACUUGGAGCCGCAGGAUGGCUCCUCUGUGGCGAGGAACGGGGUGAUACUGGUGGUCAACCAGAGCCGGGUCCGGCCUCCGUUCAGCGUGGUGCUGGCCACCCUCCUCUACUGCGCCGAGUUCAUCACGGCCGCCGUGCUGUGCAGCAUGUACCGCAAGACCCACGACGUGAUCUGGAUGAGCUUCACCAUCGCCUUCAUGCUGCUGCCCGCCGUGCUCAUCCAGCUCACCCUCACCUUCAUCCACCGGGACCUGGGUCGGGACCGGCCCCUGGUCCUCUUCCUGCACCUGCUGCUGCUCGGCCCGGUCAUCAGGUGUUUCGAGGCCCUGCUGGUCUACUUCAAGGCGGGUAAGAGGGAGGAGCCCUACGUCACCAUCUCCAGGAAGAUCAGUCUGAAGAAGGGCCAGGGGAUGCCCAUGGAGUGGGAGAUUGGCCAGUCGGAGCGCAACCUGGCCACUCACAGGAACGCCUUCAAACGCACCGCCGUCAUCCAGGCCUUCCUGGGCUCCACGCCUCAGCUGACGCUCCAGCUGUACGCCACCAUCCAGGAGAAAUACAUCCUCCCCACGAGAUUGGCUCUGAUGAUCAUCACCCUCAUCUCCAUCACGUACGGGGCCCUCGUCUGCAGCGUCCUGGCCAUCCAGAUCAGGUACGACGACUACAAGGUGCGGCUGCGUCCCUUGGCCUACCUGUGCAUGAUCGUGUGGAGAGGUUUGGAGAUCGCCACCCGGGUCACCGUUUUGGUUCUCUUCAGCUCGGCACUCACCCACUGGGUGGUCCUCGUCGUCAUGGCCAACCUGCUGUUUUUCUUCUUCCUGCCCUGGGGUGAGUUCUGGGCCAAGAAGGGCUCGCUGACUGAGAACGUGGAGAAGAACUUCUCUAAGCUGGGCACCACCGUGGUGCUGUGCAUGUUCACGCUGCUCUACGCCUGCAUCAACAUCUUCUGCUGGUCGGCGGUGCAGCUCGACCUCUCCCAUCGAGAGCUCAUCGACAGGAAGCAGCGCUGGGACUGGCUGGCCAUGUACUACUCCGGACGCUUUGUAGAGAACUUCCUCCUCAUCACGCUCUGGUACUUCUUCAAGUCAGAUUUCUUCGAGUACGUGUGCGCCCCCCUGCUGUGCGUCCAGCUGCUGAUCUGCUACAGCCUGGCCGUGCUCUUCAUGCUGCUCUUCUAUCAGUUCUGCCACCCAUGCAGACGCCUCUUCAAGUACAACAUCCACGACUGCCUGCACUGCGUCUGCUGCCGUACAGGGAGCGGCAGGGAGACGGAGACGCUGCCGCCCUCGUACUCCACCGCUGCCACCAUGGUGCUGGUACCAGAGGAGCCGCUGGAGCUGCUGGACUCCCAAAACUCUCACCCCCCUGAGCUAGGCGAGCGGGAGACUGCUAUUGUUGAAGACACGAUGGAAGCAGCCUGAGAGGGGAUUUCUGCUGAAGAGCAGAACUCGACCUCUCUAAUGUAGAAAUGCAUCCUGGGAAUAGCAAGGCAUGAUGGGAGCGCUGCGAGGUGCAUUCCUGAACAAGACCUCAAGUAGUUUCACACAAAAACCAGAAUGAGUUUGUGUCUUUGUGUGAAUGAGGUGUUGAAGAACAAACUUCUGCCUUUUUAUUCUUUGAGUGCUAAAAACAUAUCUUCACCCUGUCACGCAUGGUUCUCUGCGGGAUUGAGGUUUAAUGUAUUUAUUAAGAAUGAUUACAUUCACUUUAGGGCACCAUGAAGCCCCGGUUUACCAAAGAAUGUAAUGUGUUGAUAUAAGCAGCGAUGCACAAAGGCCGCCUGGAGAGAGCAGCAGUGGGUCAGGUACAGGCCUGAGCCAGGUGUGUGGGGAAACGUGCCAAGUGUGAAGCAGGUCCUCGAAAAGACCAACUGGCACGGACACCAGUUCACGUCCUGUCUCCUCUCUUCGCACACGCCUGCAUGUGCACUACAAACAGAAAGCUGGAAGGCAAGGGAAAGGUCACAAGAAUCCCUUUCUUCCUCAUGCCUGACAACUGCAUAAACCUGCUGUGAUGAAUGCCUUGUGUUGUUCAUUGUGCAGUCUUGUAUUAAGGUUGGACAAAGGGCCAGGUCUGUGAAAAUAAACUGUCCAAAGGGAAUAUGAAAGUUACUUUAGAUGAUGCCUUAAGAAGAGUGACACAGAAUGAGCUUCUUCUUCACUGAAGCGAUUUCACAUUUUUGCUGUUUUUUAUGUUUUGUCACAUGUUCACUGGUGAUUUACUCCCGUGUUACUUGAAACUAAAAUAAAAUGAAAUGUCUAAACAUCCA
This is a messenger RNA of Paralichthys olivaceus (Japanese flounder), 2905 nucleotides long. It is a transcript of the gene xkrx, whose product is annotated as XK related X-linked. Gene Ontology annotation, cellular component: membrane. The record is from RefSeq and is a predicted model, not a curated record. NCBI's taxonomy places the organism in Eukaryota, Metazoa, Chordata, Actinopteri, Pleuronectiformes, Paralichthyidae.